Molecule: messenger RNA, 687 nt
Organism: Galendromus occidentalis (western predatory mite)
Lineage: Eukaryota; Metazoa; Arthropoda; Arachnida; Mesostigmata; Phytoseiidae
Gene: Trs20
Product: trafficking protein particle complex subunit 2
Exons: 4
Coding region: 134-550 (138 amino acids)
Biological process (GO): endoplasmic reticulum to Golgi vesicle-mediated transport
Source: RefSeq, a predicted model, not a curated record
ACAGAUAGGCCGACUGUCAACAUCUCUGAGAAGCACUGCCGACUGAGUGGACUGUGGGGCUGUGGCUGUGGGCUUCGCCGAUUCCGAGUACAAAUCUCCGUUGAGCUCGAGGCUCAACCUUAUUUCUUCGAGAAUGUCCUCAUACUACUUCGUGAUAGUGGCCCUACAGGACAAUCCGAUUUUCGAGAUGGAAUUCCAGGCGAAGGGCGAGAAGAGAGAAGAUAAUGGUCGUUACUUGAAUCAGUUCGUAGCGCAUGCCGCCUUGGAUCUCGUGGACCUCCAUGCCCAGCAAAAUCCGUCGAUGUACCUGAAAGCCGUCGACAAAUUCAACCAAUGGAACGUGUCAGCAUUCGUCACGGCCAGCAAAAUGCGCUUCCUCAUGCUGCACAACGUCAAGAACGACGACGGGAUUAAAAUGUUCUUCCAAGAAAUGUACGAGAUCUAUACGAAGCACGCCUUGAAUCCGUUCUAUACUCACAACACGGAGAUCAAAUCACCGGCUUUCGAGAAAAAAGCGCAGGGUUUGGCGAAGCGAUAUCUGCUGGGCUAAUGUUGCUCUGAUUUCUUCUUCGGAGGAAUCUUUCCUUAUUCCCUUCGGAUGGGGAGCAUUUUACACCCUUGUAAAGAUAGUCUGUAUAUAUUCUAAGUCAUCGUUGAGAGAAAUCAAUAAACAUGAGCUUCUCCGUU